AUGGAAAAUAACGAUUUAAGUAAAUAUGUAAAUUUGCCUUUCGGUGGAGAAAUGGAUGACAAUGUAGUAAUGUCUGAGGAAAUGGGAAACGUUUCCAUGUCACAAUAUAUAAAUGACACCGAAAGACAUGAUGAACAAUCCCUUGGAAAUUUAGGUGGUGCCACAAUAGAAAACGGAAAUGGUUUUACAGUUGAAGAUUUGAAUUUUAUACAUUUUGAUGACUUUGUUCACUCCUCUGAUACUAUUGCUGUGACUGACGGUCCACAAAUAAUAUGGAAUAUCAGUGCAACGCCAGACGGUCAAAUAUCUUCACAAGACUGGAAUACAUCUUCUCUCGUACUUCAUGAUUCUGUACAAACAGUUCAGGAUAACAAUGCCCAAUCGAUGUUGAUAAAUCCUGAAGCAGCAGCUACACAGUUUCUUAUCGAUCCCACUCUAAUGAGGCAGCCUCAACAGCCUAUACAAGUUCAACAAGGGCAUUCUUACGGAACUCGGUUCGCAAAUCAAAUGCGUCCUACCCCUGGGAUUCAACCUCGGCAAAGAAGGCAAAGACCUAAAAAGGGUCAAGGAGAAACUGAUGAUGGACCUUACUGUAUAUGUCGUGGUCCAGCUUCCGGAGUUAUGGUUGAAUGUGAUUCGUGCAAUGAGUGGCAAGUUUUAAUUUCAAUAGUGAUUGCAAAAAAUAAAUUGUUCAUAACUUUUAUAAAUGCCUGGCCCAAGGCGCAGGAAGUGGACAAAUACCAUUGCCCAAAAUGUCAAGUAGAAAAUCCUUCACUUAUUGGUAUAAUCAAAGAUGAUUGCCCAAUGGCAGAGGCUACAGGCAUUGAUCCAAAGGCGUUGUUAAUCGAAGAGCCGACUUCUACCGAUCCUCCAAAACCAGCGAAAUGUUUGUUUAAAGAGUGUUCAAAUCCUGCACGUGAAAAUAAUCCUUAUUGUGGCGAAAGCUGUCUAUUACGUGACAAGAUUCUAGAGAUUAAGAUGACAAAGGGACCGGAUGUUUCUCAAAAAGCAUCUUCACCACCUACUCCAACGGAAACAAAAAAAGGGCAUCGUCCUGUACUCCCAAAACCUGCACAACCUGCAGCACUCAACGGGUCUUCACAUACAAAUAAUAAAGCUACUCCUGUUAAUCAAAGACCCCCUUCUAUGGUUACUAAUUCUACACCACUAGGCAUCAAACCAGGGUCAUCUCAAAUUAAAAAGGUGCCUAUUCAGCAUAAAAAAGUUUCAGGAGGUUCGGGCGAUAGUGCUACCAAAGUACGCAAUUUAUGUUUGGAAAAAUUUCAAUCUCUUUUCGCUAAAAAAUACGAUGAAUUGAGCCAAAAAGGUGAAUUACAAAAUACACAAGAAGAGCCGGAACAACUUGCUCAGCGUCUUGCCCGACGUAUCGAAGAGUCUAUUUACGAUAAUUUUGCUGCUAAAACUGACAAAGAUGGUUUGGGUCAGAAUUAUAAAUCAAAGUUUCGAAAUCUUCUUACAAGUCUCGGUCAUCCAAAAAAUGAAGAUUUAUUAAUGCAAGUCGUCAAAGGUGACAUUCCCCCAGUUCGAUUAGUAAUGAUGUCUGCAGAGGAUUUGGCAAAUCCUGAGCAGAAAUCCUUAAUGGUCAAAGUACGUAGAGAAAGUAUGCAACAAUCGGUGUUGAAAGCUGAUCACGGACCAAGAAUAAAGAAAACUCAUAAAGGCGAAUUUAUAAUAAUUGAAAGUGGAAAUGAAUCGCCUAAACGUGAUGCACCAGAUGUCAAUUCUACUGCAUCUACUGUAAAUGGUACUUUCACCUCACCUACUAGUACAAGACCGAAAAUAAAUAUCGAAGACUUAGUGCCCAAACGACGUGCUAGUACAACAGAUAGUAAUAAUCCGUUAUCCGCAAAUAGUGAUACAUCAAAGGAUGAUUCUUUGUCUCGGAGGACUUCAACGAGUACGGAAGACCUCAGAACUAAUUUCUUUAAAACCACGCCACGCGAAGAAAAUAAUGACAACCAACAACUUGCACGGAAUUCAUCCGCAAACGAUAAUAACAUGUUUGCUGAUACUGACAUGACAGGUAGUCCUACAGCAAUUUCGGUGAGUUCACCAGUGAAUUCACCACAUCUUUCCCCUCAAGCCAGAGAAUUAAUUUCGCCUAAGAUGAGUCCUCAUACUCCUCCCGGAGUACCUACUAACCUUAAUGAGCCUACAUUACCAUUAACUUAUUUAUGGUCGGGUAAAUUGGUAUAUGAUAGUGUAGCCAGGUUUUCUGGUAAAGCAAGCCUUGUUGCUGCAAAAAAACGGAGUAAAGAAAGAUGUUGGGAGGAUUUUCUUGCAACGGUUAUCAGGGUUAACGGUCAUGUGUCACGGGUAGAUGAAGCGGAAACAUAUUUAAUUGAUAGUUGGUGUUCACCUUCAAAAGAUGUUGCUAUUAUCAAAUUUGAACAUGUUGAUAAUAUUGAUGACAAGCAACAAUUUGAUAUGAUAUUUAAUUACUUGCGCUAUUCUCAAAAAGAUAGAGUGAUGCGUUAUGGACGCGUUGCAAAUGCGUAUAGUAAUGUUAGGGAAAUGUACAUUAUUCCUUUAGAACCAGAUGAUAAAGUACCUGACGUUUUUACCUUUUUAGAUCAUGAUGAGCUACUAAUACCAAAAAAUAAUGAAAAACGUCAAUCAAAAUUAUUAUUGGGUGCCAUUGUCAUUGUUGAAGCUGAAUCUGUGAAAACGAAACGUCCACGUGAAUUGAAUGUGAAUAAUGCAACACGAUCUGUUAAAAAAGAAAAAGUAGAAUCUGCGUAUAAUGGUCAAUUGGGUAGUAAUGUUCAACCAAAUAUCGGAGCCAAUGUUGUAACUAAUAGUCCGGUAGCUCAUAUUAUACCACCACAGACGAAUGUGGUGAUGGCUCCGGUAAACUCACCGCCAAACCAACAAAUUUCUUCAAAUGUAACGGCGGUGACGUCAGCACCAAGCGGAAUUUUUCCCGGGUUAUUACAGUCCUUAUUGACUGCUCCCGGUCAAAAUACACCAAAUCAAUUCCAACAACCACAACCUCAAUUUAAUGGACCUCCCCCUAAUGCCGCAGCACCACCCCCGAACGGUCAGUUCAUGCCACCACCACAUGUCGUACAAGGUCAUCCACCAACGCCACAAGGACAAAUGCCUCCACCGGGGCCGAUGCCACCAGGAUUUCCCCUACAAUAUGAACAAUAUUAUGCACCUCCACCCCCAAAUUAUCCACCUUCACAACAACCUCCCACAAUACAACCACAAUAUGGUCCACCACCACUUGGUCAGAACGUGCCACCACCGGUUGGUCAGAAUAUACCACCACCAGUUGGUCAAAAUGUUCCACCAUAUCACUAUCCGCCAACACCGACAGAUAAUAGACGUCCUGGUGAACAACCUCAAUGGGUACCUCCACAGGAUAAUCGCCCAUGGGAUAAAACUAACAAUAGGCCACCUAUGUGGGAAAGGAAUUCAGAUAAUAGGCCAAUGGAUCUUGAUAAUCGGCCGUCGUGGGAUCAUGAAGACCGACGAUCUUAUGAUAUGAGACCACCAAGAGACCGUAAUCAUCGACGACCAUCACCACCCCAUUCAGAUUAUCGUGAUUAUCUUGACAGAAGACAACGAGGUCAUCAUCGUAAUCGACAGGAUAGUCCAAGAAGUAGAGGAUCUAGAAAUAGUGGAGGAGGAAAAAGUGAUCGUGAUUGGAACGAGCAAGACCGUGAUUGGGGAGAUAAAGACAGAGAUGAAAGAUUUGAUCGCGGAAGAGAUCAACAUCGUGACGGUGAUCGAGGUAAUCGUGGUGGAAGAGGAGGAGGGAGGUUUCGUGCAAGAGCUUAA
Molecule: messenger RNA, 3807 nt
Organism: Dentiscutata erythropus
Lineage: Eukaryota; Fungi; Glomeromycota; Glomeromycetes; Diversisporales; Gigasporaceae
Source: the annotation of a GenBank genome assembly